AUAUAUCGAAAUGUCAGUUAAAAAAAUAAGAUUUUAUUAAAGGAUUUUCAUAAAUUGAAAUAUUUAACUAUUAUUUAUACAUAAAUUAAUAUCAAAACCGCUUAAAUAUGGAAAUUAAUCGCAUUUAUAUUUGUUAUCUAAUAACCACCCUGCUAAUAAGCAUAUUUGUUUAUUCCCUUGUUUCCAGCAAUUUGCAAAAUAUGAAAAAAUUGGAAAGGUUAAGAGAAGAAGUAGAUGAUAUAGCGCAUUUAAUUCUAGAAACUCCCUAUAAUGGUAAAACCGAUUCGAAAUAUUUAACCGAUUUAAUAGACAACUUUAUUAAAAAACGUUUGGCCGGCAUAUGGGAUGAUUUGUAUUCGCUAAAGAAACAAAUAAAAUCGCGUGAUUGUACGGCUACCUUGACGCAAAACUCCAAAAACCAGCAAAAAAUGGAAGUAGCACAAAUGGAGGAAAGGGUAAAUUAUGCUGCCGCAGAAUUGGGAGCCAGAAUUUUGAAUGUCAAAGCAGAACCCAUAUGUUCAGGCAAUAUUUUGAAAACCUGGUUGGGCAUGGAGUUUAAUACUAAUCCUCCCAUUAAUAUGUUACGCUCUACUAUGGAACCUGGUAGUUGUUUUGGUUUUAGAAACAAUAAAGCUGAAGUUACACUAAUAUUGGCUAGGGAGGUGUUAAUAGAUCAAUUUUUAAUGCAACAUAUUACCAAAAAACAAUCUCCUUCAGAGGAUAUUUCAUCAGCUCCCAAAGAUUUUCAAGUUUUUGGCUUGCAAAAUAAUGAUGAAGAAUUUUAUUUGGGUACUUUUAAGUUCGACAAUAACCAACCUGUACAGUAUUUCAAUAUAAAAACAAAUGAAAGAUUUCAAAAUUUAAGAAUUCAAUUCGAUUCCAAUCACGGACAUCCUAAUUAUACUUGUGUUUAUAGAAUUGCUGUUUUCGGCAAAUUGUAAAAGAAUUUAUUUUAAAAUGUUUUUUGACAUCUUAUUAUUGUACGAGAAGUUUUAAAUGUUUCUUAAU
This is a messenger RNA of Lucilia sericata (common green bottle fly), 1008 nucleotides long. Its product is annotated as SUN domain-containing protein 3-like. Bases 108 to 941 code for a protein of 277 amino acids. The record is from RefSeq and is a predicted model, not a curated record. Gene Ontology annotation, biological process: nuclear envelope organization. The transcript is spliced from 5 exons. Gene Ontology annotation, molecular function: protein-membrane adaptor activity. Gene Ontology annotation, cellular component: meiotic nuclear membrane microtubule tethering complex; nuclear envelope. Lineage: Eukaryota; Metazoa; Arthropoda; Insecta; Diptera; Calliphoridae.